AUGUGGGCUAGGCCAGUCGUCAAGUCUAAUUCAGUGGCCGUUGCUCCGGCUAAGGAGCCAAAAUGGGGUCGCUACAUCCCAGAACCUCCACCAUCACUCCGCUCUGCUACUCUGCCGGUCGUUCCCCUUCCUCCACGACAUGGCUCUGUAGUAUCCCAUCAAAACCCUUAUUAUGAUCCGCAAUCCGACGUUUCCUUCGACAGCCAAACGUCAUCCACAUCUUACGGCGGCGGUGGUACUGGCCCCGGCAAACGACUUUCUAUGAACUAUUACGAUGGACCCCCAGACCUUCCUUAUCAUUAUUACAACAAUGCCAGCAUCACUUCUAAUAAUAAUUAUCCACAGCUGACCAUGUUACCCAUGGUGCCACUCAUGGAUAGAAUCGACUUGUUUAAUACAGUCAAUCCGUCAUCUAAUGCUACUACUACACAUCCUACAACAACAACGACUACAGAUAAUCAUCGCUAUUCGGACUUGUUCUCUUACACUGCGACGUCCCCACAGCCACCAGCAGCGUCACAACUAUCACCAUUGAUGCAUCACCAUCAAUCUCCACUGUCAUCCCCAUUAUUUCCACCUCCACACUUUACAGCAACUUCGUAUCAGGAUAAACACACGUCAUGGGAUUAUGAUCAUUAUCCACCACCAAGUCAUUCAAUGUCACCCUUAUCUCCGUCUCCAUUGUCGCCAUCGCCUCUAUCACCUAUUACACCAGUAGUACCGCUGCAUCACCAUCAUCACUCGUCGUCCCCAGGAGCCAACAUGCUUAUGCCUCAACGACACCCGUCGCACCGCUAUUCAAUGGCCUCAGAUACACAGUCGUCGGUCGGCUACUCAUCAUCAUCUAAUACAGCUUAUCAUACUCAAACACCCUCAGCAACAGUGAUUAGCGGAGGGGGUGGAAGAGAUAUUUACCCGAUCGACCAUCCCUAUAACACCAGCAAUAGUAACAGUAGCAGCAAACGCUACUCCCCUCCUAUGAUGCCAGAAUUUAGCAUGUCACCACCGCCGUUUACUGGUGCUACUGUUAUUGGAAGUGGUGGACCAGUGAUGGACGAGAGACGUCGUCCAUCCGUUGUUACAGUGGAUUCAAUAUCAGUUCAAAAACCCCAGCAAUAUGAUUUACAUCGCUCAUCAUAA
Zychaea mexicana is the source of this 1140-nucleotide messenger RNA. RefSeq lists its product as uncharacterized. The transcript has a single exon. Bases 1 to 1140 code for a protein of 379 amino acids. The record is from RefSeq and is a predicted model, not a curated record. NCBI's taxonomy places the organism in Eukaryota, Fungi, Mucoromycota, Mucoromycetes, Mucorales, Lichtheimiaceae.